Molecule: messenger RNA, 981 nt
Organism: Naegleria lovaniensis
Lineage: Eukaryota; Heterolobosea; Eutetramitea; Acrasida; Naegleriidae
Exons: 1
Coding region: 1-981 (326 amino acids)
Source: RefSeq, a predicted model, not a curated record
AUGAGAGAACCAGUAAUAGAUCAGCACUCUGUGAUUCACUCCUCGACAGGAAUGUUAGACCACUAUGACGAUGUGAAUACAGAAUCUUCACCAAAUAUGGAAAUGAAAGAUCUAAAAAAAGAGGAACAAAAGACCAUGCUCAAUCAUGAACAACAACACUCCAAUCAUCUCGAUGAUUCUCCAAUCAUGACAAUAUCCGAUGCACAAUCUACCACUUCCCAUUCUAGAAAAUCACGCAACUCUCUAAUUCUGCUAUUCAUCGAGAUGAAAAAGUAUUUUAUUGAACUAUUUACUGGAAUUGUCUUCUUUUCAAAGAAUCCUUUAAUUUUCACAUCCACCAUGGUCAAGGCAUUUGCUGGAUUUUUCUGGUUUGGUUGUGAAAUUAUUUUAAUUCAUCUCGUUUAUCAAGUAUUGGCCAAGAACGAUAAGAGAAUGGGAGGAAUAUAUUUUGGUGUUGCCAAAAUGUGGGCAGGAAUUGGGAGUGGUCUAUUUCCAGUCAUUGUUGAAAGACUUCUUCCAAAAACUUAUACCACACGUACACUGAGAGCCAUUCUCAUGUGUGCUGUCUUCUUAUUCCCAGUUUGUUUUUCAUUGUAUUACGUUUCAAUUAUAUUUGCAGUAGAAGAGGAUACACGAGUUCUUGGAUUUGCUGGAAUUUGUCUUUCACAUUUAAUUUUAGGAAUUUCAACAGGAAAUCUCUGGAGCUAUUCCAUCACUCAUUUACAAAUGGUGUGUCCCAAUGACUUUCUAGGAAGAGCCAUGGCCUUAGAUAUGGGAUUCUUUUUAAACAUUUCAGAUUUAAUUGCCGUCUUUACAUACGGAGUGAUCUUGACAGAUAUUUUCAAAUUCAGUGCCAGUCGUUUGGUAUUGUUUCAAUUGGUCACUAGUGUUGGAGCGGGUUGUUUGUUUGCUGUAUGGUUUUUCAUUUUCAGAAAGAAUGUCAAAUCGAGACAAGAUUAUUUGCAAGAAGUGUCUACAUAA